UAUAAAUUUUUAGUAAUUAGUAUCAAUCAGUCUUUUAUAUAUUUAAUAAUCAAUAAAUUAAAAUUAAUAAAUGAAAUCAUGAAGAAAGAACGCACUGCCGACAAUUGUCGGCCCUUUAAAUUAGCCCAUCAAAUACUCAGUUUAACCGGAAUAAGUUUCCAACGAAAAAGUAUUAUUGGUUUUGUCGAACUAACGAUAGUUCCAUUGAGAGAUAGUUUAAGACUUAUUAAACUGAAUGCCCGGCAAUGUAGAAUUUAUCGUGUUUGUUUAAACGAUACAAUAGAAGCUCCAUUCCAAUAUUUUGAUCCAUUUUUGGAUAUUUGUCAAGGCGAUGGCAAGCAAAGGUCGUUGGAAUUUUUUUCAAACAUGCACUUAGCAGCAGCACAGAAAGUUGAUCCAGACAACAAUAACGGCGAGCUUGUUAUCCAAGUUCCACCUGAAGCAGCACACUUUAUUGCUGAAGGUCGUAAUUUGAGAAUAGGAAUUGAAUUUUCACUUGAACAACCCGAGGGUGGUGUUCAUUUUGUUUUACCCGAUUGUGAAGGAACAUUAGCUGAAAGAGGUGCCCACAUGUAUACGUACAGCUAUGAAAAUUCGUCAAGGCUUUGGUUCCCGUGUGUGGAUAGUUUUGCUGAACCGUGUACUUGGAAAUUGGAAUUCACUGUUGAUGAUUCAAUGACUGCAGUUUCAUGCGGUGAUUUAGUUGAAAUUGUUUAUACACCUGAUAUGAGAAGAAAGACAUUUCAUUAUGUCUUGAACACUCCAGCUUGUGCACCAAAUAUCGCUCUAGCUGUUGGGCCAUUUGAAAUUUAUGUUGAUCCAAAUAUGCAUGAAGUGACUCAUUUUUGUCUGCCGCAUCUUCUCCCGUCACUUAAAGUAUCGGCAAAGUAUAUGCAUGAAGCAUUUGAGUUCUAUGAAGAAACAUUGUCCAAUAGAUAUCCAUACUCAUGCUAUAAACAGGUAUUUGUUGAUGAAAUUGAUGAAGAUAUAAACGCAUAUGCGACAAUGAGUAUUUUAAAUACAAAUUUAUUACAUUCUACGGCAAUAAUUGAUCAAGUUUACAUAACUAAAAAAGCUAUGGCUCAAGCAAUUGCUGAACAAUUUUUUGGAUGUUUUAUUUCAAUGCAAAAUUGGUCUGAUAUUUGGCUACCUAAAGGUAUUUCAACAUAUUUGACUGGACUGUAUGCGAAAAAAUGUUUUGGUAAUAAUGAAUAUCGUGAUUGGAUUCAUUCGGAAUUGCAACAAAUUGUUAAAUAUGAAGAAGAAUUUGGGGGAAUUAUUUUGGAUCCUUCUCAGCCACCGACACCACUUCCAAUAGCUAAUAAUACACCAGCUCCAACUCCACGUGUUCCAGACCCUGGAUUUUAUUUUCCUAUUCGUAAUUUACAUACAAUGUCACCAAAAUAUAUCGAGGUGUUGCGUAAAAAAGCUCAUCUUGUUAUACGGAUGUUAGAAAAUCGUAUUGGUCAAGAAUUACUUUUGCAAGUGUUUAAUAAACAAUUGUCAUUGGCAGCAAAUGGAGCUCAACAAAAAAUAGAAUCUGGUCUUUGGCCACAGAUGUUAAUUAGCACAAAUGUUUUUACAAAAGCUAUUUUUACAGUUACUGGUAAAGAUAUGGCAGUAUUUAUUGACCAGUGGGUAAGAACUGGUGGUCAUGCCAAAUUUAGUUUGAGUUUUGUGUUUAAUCGUAAACGUAAUACUGUAGAAUUAGAAAUUCGUCAAGAUGCAACCCAUCAGCGAGGUAUUAGAAAGUAUGUCGGCCCACUUUUGGUUAAUAUUCAAGAACUUGAUGGCCCUUUCAAGCACACAUUGCAAAUUGAAGGAACUGUAGCUAAAGCAGAUAUUACUUGUCACAGUAAAAGUCGUCGUAAUAAAAAGAAAAAAAUUCCACUUUGUACUGGAGAAGAAGUUGACAUGGAUUUAUCAGCGAUGGAUGACUCACCUGUACUAUGGAUUCGUCUAGAUCCAGAUAUUACUCUGAUGCGAGCUGUUCACAUUGAACAGCCUGAUUAUCAAUGGCAGUAUCAAUUGAGACAUGAACGAGAUGUCACAGCUCAAGUAGAAGCUAUUGAAGCAUUACAAAAUCACGCGACACUUGCUACACGUCAAGCUCUUACUCAUACUAUUGAAAAUGAACAUUGCUAUUAUAAAAUACGUUUACGUGCUGCUCAUUGUCUUACAAAAGUCGCAAAUGCAAUGGUUGGUAAUUGGGCUGGACCUCCAGCUAUGCUUACAAUGUUUCGAAAACUCUAUGGAUCAGCUUCUUGCCGAAGAAUAGUUAAACAAAAUAAUUUUACUAAUUUUCAACAUUACUUUUUACAAAAAACAAUGCCAGUUGCUAUGGCUGGUCUUCGCAAUAAUCAUGGAAUUUGUCCGCCAGAAGUACUUACUUUUCUCAUGGAUUUAUUUAAAUACAAUGACAACAGUAAAAAUCGAUACUCAGAUAAUUAUUAUCGUGCUGCAUUGAUUGAAGCUCUUGGAGCAACGGUUACUCCGGUUAUCAGUGUGCAACAAGGAACAUCAAUUAAUUCAGAGUCACUAUCUGUUGACACAAAAGCUAUUCUAGAAGAAGUUACAAGACAUUUAAAUCUAGAAAAAUUACUACCGUGUUAUAAAUAUACCGUUACCGUUGCAUGUCUUAAAGUUAUAAGAAUUUUACAAAAAUAUGGACACUUGCCGAGUAAUCCACAUUUAUUUAAAGCUUACGCAUCUUAUGGACAAUUUAUUGAUGUAAGAAUCGCUGCUCUUGAGGCUCUGGUAGACUUUACAAGAGUUGAUGGUAAAUGGGAGGAUUUAGAAUUUCUUUUGGACAUGGCGGAAAUGGAUCCACAUCCAGGAGUACGUCAUAGACUUGUCAGACUGAUGGUUGAAACUCCGCCAUUUGACAGGUCUAUUAAGCAUCGUCUAGAUCGUCCAGAAUUAGUUGACAGAAUUUGGAAUCUUAUUAAUGGAAUGUUAUCACAUGAUUCUAAAUUAAGAUGUGAUUUUGUUGAUUUAUAUUAUACAUUGUAUCGUUCUAAACGACCACUUUGUCUUCCCAUUCCUGAACUUGCGGGUAUUUUAAAGCCCAAAAAAGUCGGACCACCCACAGAAUCUGAAUGUCAAGAUUCUCAACGAGUUGUGAAACCUCCACCAGUUACUAAGCCAGCUCAAGAAAUAAUUGAUCUUGAACUACCAGAGGUAAAUCCCGGAACAAAAAGAAAACCUUCACCCAUAAGAGAAUCUGUCCCUGGAAUAACUGGCGGUCAAGAACAUGUACCUGAACCUAAACGGGCUAAAAUCACAAAUGAACCAUCUGAAGAUGGAAAAGUCAAGUCUGAAUAUUAUAGUGAUAAUUCAGCGUCACUACCAGGUCUUACGGGUACCGCGCCAGCUGGACCUGUUGGUUUUGAGCCAGGAAUGUUUAAAAAAGAUUCCGAUGAUCAUAAACCCAAAGGCGAUUCCAACAAGGUUAAAAAAAAGAAGAAAGAUAAGAAGAAACAUAAACACAAGCACAAGCAUAAACAUGACCACAAACACGGAAAAGACAAAGAAAAGAAAGAUAAGGACAAGAAGAAAGAAGACAAAGGUAAAGACAAGGACAAAGAAAAAGACAUCAAGGAUAAGGACAAAGAGGCAACAAAUUUAAAACUUAAAGAAGAAACGCUGUCGUCUAAUAGCUCUAGCCCAAGUCCUGAGCCGACGAAUAAUAAUGAGUUUCUAUAUCCAUAAAAAUAUUAUUAUUUUUUCUUUUCUAUUAAGUCUGGUAAUUUAUUAUCACAAGUUUUUUUUUUUAGAUAUAGAAGUUAU
Messenger RNA from Microplitis demolitor, 3789 nucleotides. RefSeq names its product transcription initiation factor TFIID subunit 2 (gene Taf2). Gene Ontology annotation, biological process: transcription initiation at RNA polymerase II promoter. Gene Ontology annotation, cellular component: transcription factor TFIID complex. The coding region runs from base 79 to 3711 and encodes 1210 amino acids. The transcript has 7 exons. Gene Ontology annotation, molecular function: zinc ion binding; transcription cis-regulatory region binding; chromatin binding. The record is from RefSeq and is a predicted model, not a curated record. NCBI's taxonomy places the organism in Eukaryota, Metazoa, Arthropoda, Insecta, Hymenoptera, Braconidae.